GCUACAACCCACGCACCGGCCACUGGCGCUACCUGGCCGAGUUCCCCGAGCACCUGGGCGGGGGCUACAGCGUCGCUGCGCUGGGCAACGACAUCUACGUCACCGGGGGAUCGGACGGGUCGCGGCUCUACGACUGCGUCUGGAGGUACAACUCCAGCGUGAACGAGUGGACGGAGGUGUCGCCCAUGCUGAAGGCCAGAGAGUACCACAGCUCCACGGUGCUGGACGGGCUGCUCUACGUGAUCGCCUCCGACAGCACGGAGCGCUAUGACCACACGGUGGACAGCUGGGAGGCCCUGCAGCCCAUGCUCUACCCCAUCACCCCCUCCUGCCGUGGCAAGCUCUUCGCCAUCGGCUCGCUGGCUGGGAAGGAGUCCAUGGUCAUGCAGUGCUACGACCCCGACAGCGACCUCUGGUCCCUGGUGAACUGCGGCCACCUGCCCCCCUGGUCCUUCGCCCCAAAGACCGUCACUCUCAACGGCCUCAUGUACUUCAUAAGAGACGACUCGGCUGAAGUGGAUGUUUACAAUCCAGCAAAGAAUGAAUGGGAUAAAAUCCCUGCCAUGCUUCAGGUUCACGUUGGGGGGAGUGUGGCCGUGCUCGGCGGGAAGCUCUACGUCUCCGGCGGCUACGAUAACACGUUUGAACUCUCGGACGUCCUGGAAGCCUACGACCCCGAGACGCGCACGUGGAGCGUGGUGGGCAGACUGCCCGAGCCCAUCUUCUGGCAUGGCAGCGUCAGCAUAUUCCGGCAGUUCAUGCCGGAAACCACGCAGGAGGACGACACCAUCACGCUGGACAACACCAUCAACCUGAACAGGCAGCAGCAAAACCUUCACAACCAGAACCUUAACGAGCUUCGUUAG
Molecule: messenger RNA, 866 nt
Organism: Pterocles gutturalis (yellow-throated sandgrouse)
Lineage: Eukaryota; Metazoa; Chordata; Aves; Pterocliformes; Pteroclidae
Gene: KLHL21
Product: kelch-like family member 21
Molecular function (GO): protein binding
Source: RefSeq, a predicted model, not a curated record